Clupea harengus (Atlantic herring) is the source of this 2984-nucleotide messenger RNA. RefSeq names its product ddb1 and cul4 associated factor 7 (gene dcaf7). The record is from RefSeq and is a predicted model, not a curated record. Gene Ontology annotation, molecular function: protein binding. NCBI's taxonomy places the organism in Eukaryota, Metazoa, Chordata, Actinopteri, Clupeiformes, Clupeidae.
UUAUAUGAUCUGGUGGGUUUCACUUAAAGGGAAUGGUUUCCCUUUAAGUGGUGAAAUGAAAAUCUUUUAAUUAUCUACACCGCUUACUCUCUUCAGAGCCAGUAUUGUCGCCGCAUUCACAUACUAGAAAGUGGGAAGGCUUGCUGAAGCAAUCCGAGAAAUCCAAGAAGAGAAAGUCAGGGGGGUUAAAAAAAACAAUGGACGUCGGUGGGACAAGGCCGAUUUUUAUCAGAUAGUCAAGUCUUAUAGCGAGGAUUCUAGUAGUAACAUUGUUGUGCAUCCUGGCAGCAACCCUUAACAGUCGAAGUCCGAGUACUGCAGGUUUAUGCUAACGAAACUCAUUCGUUUCUUUGUUUGACGCUAACACAUCGCGCAGCUAGCAGGUACGGAUAACGUUAUACUCACCAACGUUAUCUAGCAAAGCUAAUAUUUUGCAGGUGAUAUGACAUGACUUAGUUAACGCAUUACUUUGUCUUGUGGGUGGUAAGAAAUAUUGUUUGGGACGUUAUUUUCUUUAAACGUUGCUAAUACAUCGUGUUCAACUGGUACUUUUAGGUAACCAGCUAGUGUAGUAUAACGUUAUAGAACUUUAUAUGGCGAGGGAAAUGUCGCUUCACGGGAAGCGAAAAGAAAUUUACAAAUACGAGGCGCCAUGGACAGUGUACGCUAUGAACUGGAGUGUACGGCCCGACAAGCGGUUUCGUCUGGCGCUCGGAAGCUUUGUGGAGGAAUACAACAACAAGGUGCAGGUGGUGGGCCUGGAGGAGGAGAGCUCUGAGUUCAUCUGCAGGAACACCUUUGACCACCCGUACCCCACCACCAAGAUCAUGUGGAUUCCAGACACCAAGGGCAUGUACCCCGACCUCCUUGCCACUAGUGGGGACUACCUGCGCAUCUGGAGGGUCAGUGACACAGACACACGUCUGGAGUGCCUAUUGAACAACAACAAGAACUCCGACUUCUGUGCACCACUUACGUCCUUCGACUGGAAUGAAGUGGAUCCUAAUCUACUGGGCACCUCCAGUAUCGACACCACCUGCACCAUCUGGGGGCUGGAGACAGGUCAGGUGCUGGGCCGGGUGAACCUGGUGUCUGGCCACGUGAAGACACAGCUCAUCGCUCAUGACAAAGAGGUGUAUGACAUCGCCUUCAGUCGCGCGGGCGGAGGCAGGGACAUGUUUGCGUCGGUGGGGGCGGACGGCUCGGUGCGCAUGUUCGACCUGCGGCACCUGGAGCACAGCACCAUCAUCUACGAGGACCCCCAGCACCACCCGCUGCUGCGCCUCUGCUGGAACAAGCAGGACCCCAACUACCUGGCCACCAUGGCCAUGGACGGCAUGGAGGUGGUGAUUUUGGACGUGCGUGUGCCAUGCACGCCCGUCGCUCGGCUCAACAACCACCGCGCGUGUGUCAACGGCAUCGCCUGGGCACCGCACUCCUCCUGCCACAUCUGCACAGCAGCGGACGAUCACCAGGCGUUGAUCUGGGACAUCCAGCAGAUGCCGCGGGCCAUCGAGGACCCUAUCCUGGCCUACACGGCCGAGGGCGAGAUCAACAACGUGCAGUGGGCCUCCACCCAGCCCGACUGGAUCGCCAUCUGCUACAACAACUGCCUGGAGAUCCUACGGGUAUAAGGCCGCCUCACAGAUGGAGGGAUGUGAAGGGGAGGAAACACGUGGGAAAGAUGGGGGUUGUGUGUGUGUUUGUGUGUUGGGGGUGGGGGGUGGUGGUGCUGGAUGAUGGCUGGGGGUGGUCUGAAUGUUGAGGCUGGAGACGUGAGGUGUAGGAGAACUGAAGAAGCAGAAUGUCUUUGAGCCCUGGGGGUGCAGUAGUUGCGGGGCUUAAGAGUGAGAGAGAUUUUAGAGGGCGUCUGGAAGGUGCUCUGAAUGUUUUUGACUGGAGUGAAGCCUGCUGCUUAGUAACCAAGGAGACAGGUUGAACACAACUUAACUGUGUGUGUGCGCAUGUGUGUGUGUAUGUUUGUGUGUGUGUGUGUGUGUGUGUGAAUGGGGGUGUCUAUAUGUGUGUACACCAUUACACCAGUCUAAAUAAUUCAUCCGGACUUUUGGACAUUCAGAUUGUUCCUGUACAGUAUUUUGUGACCAUCCAGGUCUCCGGGAAGGCGUAAUGGGAAGCGACAGAAAUAUUUUGAACCUGAAGAAAGUAAAUCUGCAAGCAACAAAACUCAAACAAACAACCCAAAGCUGGCAUAUUCUUAUGACCAUAAUGUCUUCAGUUCAGAUCAGUACUCUGUCAUACUUUAAAUGUCUCACACCCCUGUCUGUUAGUAGUGUGUUUUUAUUUGAUUUUGUAAAUGAACGAUCACAGGAGACCCAGUGAUCAUGAGAAUGGGUCUUCUAGGACAGGACUGUAUGGUAGAUCAAAUCUCCCCCAAGAAAAGAAAAGGACUGGAGUAGUACUUCUGAGGGUGAUGUGUUAAAUGCUCCCAUUUAGUUUUCUUUACCCUCAAAGCAUUUCCAUCAUGUUCAGACACUUUCACCAGGACAGUUAUGAUGGCACAUUGUGGAUAAUGACUGCACACAACCUGUAUUCAAAAUGUCUUCUUUUUCCAGAAGGAGGAUGAGACUUUAGCGUCCUCCUUUUUCUCUUCUAAUGACUGUAUAGCCUUUCUCUGCUGUGCUUUAUUUUUUUAUUUUAAUAUCUGGUCCUUUGCAUGUUGAAAACAAAGAGGGAGAUUGUGUAUAUACAUAGAAAUAUUAUGUACUCAGUCAGGUUGUAUUUGGUUUAGUGCAUUAUAUAGAUAUUGUUUGUCUGGUUUUUGUCGCUAGUCGUGAUGGUUUGAAAUCCUGACGGACGGAAUUCUCCGACCUUCCAGUCGUCUGGAAAUCCUGAGCUUUUCAUCCUGAUGUGGAACACUUGUGUAAUAUCUAUAUUAUUUUGCAAAUAGUGUGAUUAGUGAAGGAUUUGUGUAGUUUGAAGCAGUGACUGAGUUUUGUAUUUUAAUAAACAAUUUUUUUGUUUUA